UCUUUUGUUCCUUAAUAAUUUCCAAAGUUUCUAGUUUUCCAGUUCAAUCUAUUCUGAAUUUUUUCUUGUCUUUUUAUCCGAAUGCUUAAAAGGUUAUUGGUUGCUGUGGACUGUCAACUAGAAUUAAAUUGAAGUCUUAGCUUCUAUAGUCUAUUCUAAUGAGUUAAUUGUUGCUUUUUGUUAUCCACUUCAAGGGAGUUAGCUCACUUUUUUUAUUGUUCCUGAUUUCUCAAGUUAAAAAAGCACAAAAAAGCGUUCACGAAGAUGCUAUGAAGUGAAAUUCAUAUGUUUAUCAAGUAUGCUUUCUGAAGAUUGGUUUAGCUUUUUGUAAAGUUAAGAAAAGAUGGAGUGUUAGUUUGAUCUAAACUUUGAUAUAGUGUUAUCCUACUAAAAACAUUUUUAUCUACUUUUAAUUCAAGUUACUCAUAUGCUAUCUAGAAAGGUGGAUUAUAAUUUUUGUGAGUGGUGCAUUUUAUCUUUAUGGAUCAGUUAUUUAGCGAGUAGUUCCCAUGGUCGUGUAGUUAUAUUGGUUUUUUUAGUUGCCGAAGAUGCUAAUGUAGCUGUCUUCGUGUUUUUUCUCACUGGGGAGCCGGUAAUUUAUCAUGGUGUAUUUGUUCUCUAUAAUGCAUGUGCUUCUCUCUCUCCAUACUUGCCAUUUUCUGCUUCUCUUACUCCUCUUUCUGGUUAUGUUUUUCUUUUCCUAUCUUUCUUUUCUUUUUAUGAUUUGUCUUCUCAGAUUCAUGGUUUUGGCAGUAUUGAUUUGAAGAGCAUGCAAUCAGAGAAUUUAAUCAAUGUUGUUCCUCCCACCUCUCGUUCUACAAAUUAUAUUGUCCUCAGAUAUUGCGGUUUUCCUUCAGAAAUUACAGCACUCAGAGUUAAAGAUUAUAUCAAAUGUCAAUACAUGGUUGUAUUCCAAUAUGGAUCUGCUGUUCUCUUUAAUAUUGAAGAUCAUGAAGUUGAAAGCUUCUUAGAGAUAGUAAGAAGACAUGCUUCUGGGUUACUUCCAGAGAUGAGGAAAGAUGAUUAUGCCAUAAAAGAGAAACCACUUCUGGUUGAGGAUAUGCAGGGAGGUGCAGACUACAUAGUUCUUAAAACUUUAGAUACUGAUAGUAUUCGUAUUAUGGGAAGUGUACUUGGGCAAAGCAUUGCUUUGGACUACUUUGUUUCACAGGUCGAUGGAAUGGUCGAAGAGUUUGCUGGCAUAAAUCGUGCUAUGGAAAAAACUGGAACUUUCACCAUGGAUAGGAAGAAGCUCCUUCAACUUGUUGGAAAGGCUAAUUCAAAUCUGGCUGAUGUCAUCCUAAAAGUCGGUCUAUUUGAGAGAUCAGAAAUUGCUUGGAGAGACGCAAAAUAUGCUCAAAUAUACGAGUACCUUAGGGAGGAGUACGAAGUUACUCAACGAUUUGGGAAUUUGGAUUUUAAAUUAAAAUUUGUGGAGCACAACAUUCAUUUCCUUCAAGAGGUUAUUCAAAACAGACGGUCAGAUCUUCUAGAAUGGUGCAUCAUUUUUCUGUUGAGUGUUGAGAAUAUCAUAUCAAUAUAUGAGAUAGUUAUGGGGUAGUGUGCAAGUUGCACCAUGUUUUGGUAGGCAGUUGAGAAAAAGUUUAACACUAGCAGCCCAACACAGUUGCAAAAAUAUGAUCAAUUUCUCAAAUUUUUUGUAAUAGCACAAUCUGUUUCAGUAUAGUGCAAUUAAAAUUUUAUGAGUUUAACGGUU
This is a messenger RNA of Ricinus communis (castor bean), 1717 nucleotides long. Its product is annotated as protein RETARDED ROOT GROWTH, mitochondrial. Lineage: Eukaryota; Viridiplantae; Streptophyta; Magnoliopsida; Malpighiales; Euphorbiaceae. The transcript has 6 exons. Bases 428 to 1561 code for a protein of 377 amino acids. The record is from RefSeq and is a predicted model, not a curated record.